This is a messenger RNA of Panicum virgatum (switchgrass), 1669 nucleotides long. Its product is annotated as UV radiation resistance-associated protein-like. The coding region runs from base 208 to 1347 and encodes 379 amino acids. Lineage: Eukaryota; Viridiplantae; Streptophyta; Magnoliopsida; Poales; Poaceae. Gene Ontology annotation, cellular component: lytic vacuole; endosome. Gene Ontology annotation, molecular function: SNARE binding. Gene Ontology annotation, biological process: SNARE complex assembly. The transcript has 6 exons. The record is from RefSeq and is a predicted model, not a curated record.
GACGACACCUUUUUUUCUUUUUCCAGAAACAAAAAGGCAGUCGCCGGAGAAGGGGCACGCCGGCGAAGCAUCUCCGGCUCCCCCACCCGACGACGACGGCCGACGCCUCCCACCAACCCCUACCACAACACCACGAGCCCCCACCGCCCGCCCAUGCUGUGCUCGCUCCUCCGCCCGAACCCCCACCCGCGGACAUGAAACCCCGCGAUGGAGGAUCCGGGCCCGUCGUCCGCCGCCCCUGAGCCUCCCCCGCCCUCGCCCUCGCCCCCACCGGAGGAAGGGGACGGCUGGGUGAUCCUUCCGCCCAGCGAGGUUGAGGGCAUCGACGAUCCCAAAGUGAUCCACUGGGAGGACCUGCAGCAGGAGCUCGCCCGCCUCUGGAGCCUCUCCGCCGCGCUCCAAUCCGUCAGGGACCGCAAGGCGCAACUCGCCGCCCGACUCGAGUCCGCAUUAGAGGCUAGACGGGCGUUUCUCCAGCAGGAAAAUGAGUUGGCUGAAAUGAGGCAGAGACUGCAAGAGCAUACUCAUCAUCUGGGGGGUUUGAAGGUGCGCACAAACAAAUCGUCAGAUGAUGUUGAGGGUAAAAGGCAACAGCUUUGCGUCAAAAUUAGAACAUUGUCUGUGUCAAGCAAAACUCUCGGCACGGCACGCAAUAAGCUUGAGGAAGCCAAUAAAUUGCUGUCGGCCGAAAAUGGUCAUGGGCGCCUUAAAAAUAUGGAACAGAAGUUACGGAAAAGACAGCAAUAUAUGGUAACACAAGUUGCCCAGAUAUAUCCUGUGAGGCCUUUGGAUGAACAAUCUCCAGGUCACAAGCCUGGAAUUUCCACUAGCAUCAUCAAAACAAGCACUGCUGGAUCAAUUUUGCCAAAUGGCUCUCAGAAAAGACCACUGGCCAUAUUGGGUCUACAAUUAUUGAAGCCUACUGCCAAAAAGACCGGCUACUUCAGUGACAAGACUGAUUUUCAGAAAUCUUCUACUGUUCUGGGAUAUGCUGCACAUGCAGUCUCCCUCAUUGCAUCAUAUCUCAGUGUUCCUCUUCGCUAUCCACUGCAAUUUGGAGGUUCACAGUCAUAUGUACUUGAUCAUGCGCCUGCAGUAGAGCCAUCAUCUAUAACUUCAGUUGUGAGUUCUGCACAUCCGAGCACAAGCAUGAAGACGAUGGAAUUCCCUCUGUUUUUUUAUGGCCAGGAGACAACAAGAUCGGCAUAUGCAGUAUUCUUAUUAAACAAGGAUAUUGAACAACUUUUGAAUUACAUUGGCGCUGAAAGUCUUGGCCCGAGACAUGUAUUAGCUAACCUCAACCAGCUGACAACGAUCAUCCAGUCGCAACAAUACAUUUCUAGUUGAUGGAUUCCCCUUUUUUUUUUGGGAGUUCUCAGUGCGAUAGGUGCAGAUAUGGGUUGAUGCCAUUUUUUACAGGCACCAUUCUUUUCUCAUGACACAGAAGGCUUCAUGUUUCUGCUGAUAUGUUCAUGUAAACAAGUAAAUGAACUUGCUGGUGUAGAAUGUAAUCGCUGCCAGGUAUAUAGGGAAGAUGUGGAUAAUAGAUGAGAUGCUAGCUAUCAGGUCAAGCUGCUUCUUCCUGCGAGAAUUGAUCCGUAGUAGUGUGUUUCCCCCUUAGCGAUGGCAUUUUGUUGCCGUUCCUAUAUAAACUAUGCCCUUCUCGGUA